AACGAUGGCAAUGCCCCCUGUCUGCGCCAAUAUCUGUGAACCCCUGUAAUUUCCGAGGUCAUCAUCAAGAUGAACUCGCAACUAACACCAACGCGACUAGUCUCUGCAGGCGUCGUUCUGCUGCUCACCAAACAUGUCAUCACCGUCUAUUUCAAGAUGGCCCCAGCCCCGCGGCGGCGUAUCACUGAGGUGGAUAGCAUUCCCGACUCCCUCAAUGAUUCAGCGACGAGGAAGACCAUGAUCAAUCCCCACGGCCACACCGCGUUGGUCGACUCGCGCUUCAUGGACGUCGAUGUACCCCCAGCCGCCCAGGGCCUGAAAGAUGAGGCCCUCCUGGCUGCGUUUGUCAGGGGCUUCUUCGGCGGCCGGGUAUUCGCUCCUGAGAGGGCGCUGCUGAGGCUCGCAAGACCUGAUUUGGUCAAGUUCACAGCAAUCCCUUCAACGAGUUCAUCACUCCCACCGCCUAUCUGGGACAUCGAGCGUUUCGAGGGCGAUGUCCUGCCUCCGCUUUAUACAAUACUCUUCGGGGCGUUCCAGGUCGCCCACGUUGAGCUGGCCGAGCCCUCCUCGUCUGUGGCGGCGAAGAAGAAGAAGACGGAAGCGUCGAGCUCGUAUGUUGACAUUGUCUUCGGCUCGGACACGGCCCAGUUCGCCGGCGUGCACAGAUUCACCAUCCUCCGGGACGGGAGCAAGCGUCCCGACAGCAUCCGGGUCUACAUAAGCCACAUGUCAUGCAACCCUACGGUUGACAAGCCCCUGAAGCCUGAUAUCCUGUUUUCGCUGCACAAGGCUUAUGCUAUGUGGCUGUUCAGAGAAGCCGUGGCCGAGGUUAUGCGCAGGAUACGAGCUGAGAAACCGUGAGAUACUAUUGAAAGCCAGACGACGCACGUCAUCGCGCGCUUUAUCCAGACAAUCUCCAAUCUACGGAUAUGCUUAUUAGCAGGGUUGGUUCCGUCAAUUUAGGUAUUUGAAGAGUCACAUACGUUACUGCUGUUAGGUACGAUUUGGACAACAUCACAGGUGGCCCCUGGAUGUCCUGCAACCCGAUAAUACUAAGUAUCUUUAAUGAGAACAAAUCAAUGAAAAGCCCUGCC
Messenger RNA from Chaetomium strumarium, 1094 nucleotides. RefSeq lists its product as uncharacterized. The transcript has 2 exons. Lineage: Eukaryota; Fungi; Ascomycota; Sordariomycetes; Sordariales; Chaetomiaceae. The record is from RefSeq and is a predicted model, not a curated record. The coding region runs from base 70 to 861 and encodes 263 amino acids.